AUGUCAGAAGAAAUAAUUACAGAGAUUAAAGAAUUUUUUUCAAACAUAGAAACCCUAAUUAAAAAUCAUUUUGAUGAUGAUAAUAUUCAAAACCAAUCCGAUAUCCAACAAGAGUUUAAAAAUGGAAAAAGGUUAAUUGACAAACUAAAAGAUGAUCAGAAGCAACACGGGUCUUUUAGAUUCCAAUAUCACAUCAUUUAUGCUAGCUAUUUGAAAACUAUUGGUGAAGUAGAUGAUGCUCAAGAUCAAGAAGUGUUGUCAAAAAAAUUCGAAGUAUUCAAGAACUCUCCUAAGAAAGAAGAUACCUAUAAAAAAGAAUCAAUGCUAUUGAUAGAACCUACAUUAGAAAACCUCGAUCAAUCACUUGAACCUGAAAAUAAUAUACAAGGGGAUGUAGAAAAACAACUAAACAAGCUUAGAAGCCUUUUAAGAGAGGGGCCUAUUGAAGAUAUCAAACAGACUUUUAAAGUAUUUAACAUCAUCCCAAGAACCUUUGAAGACUAUAAAUCUAUUGUUACUUGCAAUGCUAUUGUAUGUAAAUUAAUAGAUAAUUUAAUUAAUGAAGGACUAAUUGGUCUGGAAAAGCUUCAAGAUUCAACAAAUACAGAAAAUAAGGAGCAGAUAAUUCGUGCUUUAAAACCUUUAAAAUUAUUUGCUAAUAAAGCAGCCUAUGAAAAAAGAAUAAAUUUUAUUCAGAACGUUUUAAAUUCUUCUAAUAAAAAAGGAAUUCUAUUUGACAAUGUGUUCACAGAAGAAAGAAUUAAUAAACAGUAUAAAGAACUUGCUUUGUAUUUCCAUCCUGAUAAAACUAAUCGUCCAAACAGCCCAAAUUAUUUACGAUAUGAACAUAAAAAUCUAAGUGGUGAGAUCUUUAGAGAUAUUCAAGAGAUUAAAGAGAGCUUAUUGAUUGAUCUGGAAGAUACCACAAAAAAUGAAAAUGUGCUAUCUUCUCACGAAACAAUGGCAAAUAAACUUUGGAGUAUUGCAAUUGAUUAUCGUAAUGCAUCUAAAGCACAAUGGAGUAAAUUAAAAUUGUUAAAGAAGGAUGAUAUCAAAGACAUUUCUUCCGAAAGACUAAUAAAAUUGAGUGAGGAUAAUGGAAGAUUGGCCUAUGAGAGAUAUCGAUCUGCUUGCAAGGUUGCAGAUAGAACUAAACAGCUAAGGAAACAAGUAAAAUUACGAAGUAAUAUGGCAUUAUGUUUAUACAUCUCUAAUUGUUGCCUAGAAGCACAAUUAUAUGCUUUAUCAGCAAUUAAUUUAAUAAUUCGGAAUUCUCAGGAUGUCACACAACAAGAUCUGUUCGAUGCAAAAGGAGUAUUUGAUAAAGUUAAAGGUGGCGGAGCUACUAAAAAUAACUCUACAUUAAACAAUGAUAAUAAUAUCGAAAAGGCAUUGGCUUUAACCAGAAAGGCAGACCAUGGAAUUUCAUACUCCCAAAAAACUGCGACUAAGCAAUCAAUUAAUGAGGAUCUAGAGGUAAUAUGCACUGAAUUAAUGAUCCAUGCAGAACGUAGUUUGGGACAACCGCGAGCAUAUGGUGAAAAAAUUUUGCAUGCAGAAGAGCGUUCUUUGCAAUAUAAAGCAAAAGGAGGGACAGCUAUAGUGGGCGGAAUAGGCAUAGGAGGAUCAGUAGCAGCAAAUGCUGGCUUAAAUAUUUAUGCAGCAAUUGCAAUUGGAGCUGGAGUUAGUAAUCCACUUUUAUUGAUUGGAGAAUUAGCAAUUGGUAUAGCAACUCUCGGUUUAGGGAUAUGGGGCGGUGUAACAUUAUGGCAGGAAGGUGUUAUUAUUUUAGAAGAGCCGACUAUUCGUGAAAAUCUCAAUAAGAUUAUGAUAAAGGCACUAAAGGCUUUUGAUGAGGGAGAUCACCAAAAAUUCCUUGAUACUCUUGCGGAGGAAUUUACGACAGGCAUCUGUCUUUUAAAAUUAAAAGAUCGUAGUGAUAUUAUUGACACUAAAAAAAUGGUGUAUAUACUUGUAAAACAUGGCUUCAGAUCAGAUGGUAUAGCUUAUCUAUUUAAUUUGAUUGGAGAGGUUUUAAGUAGUGGGAAAGUAAAAAUUGAAGGAAAAACAAAAAUGGAGUUAAAGGAACUUGCAAAAGAUGUUUUAUUAGGGGCGCUUAAUAAGGAACUUGAAGUUUAUGCCAAAAGACUUGAUGACCGCAUUUGUGAAUUACGGGUAAAUGGAAUUAUGGCUCAAUUUACGAACUUUUUUGAUAUUAGUGAGUUUAAUGGCAUAGCAAAUGAAGCAAGUAAACACCUUGAGGAUGCUGAAGAAAUGCCCUUUAAAUCAAGGCUGGAUGAAAUGCGUAAUAUCGCAAAGAUUAACCUUGCAAUUAUUGAUAUGCUUGCUGGAUCAGAAGAAAUUAGUCGAGCUAGAACAACUGUUGAGGAAGUUCGAAAUUCAAUGAAUGCUAAUUAUCAAUUUGUUGGUACUGUAGAAACACGUCUUGAAGUUUUGGAAGAUUUUUUGUGGGUUAUAAGUGGUGAGGAAUUGCCUGAUACAAAUGAAUUACCUCUAAUCACUUACACACUAGAACCAGUUCAAGACAUGGAUAACAAUAAAUAUCUCUGCUAUCUAAAUGAAAAAUUACAGAAUGUAUCCUUGGAUAAAGAUAAAAAGGAUCUUUAUAUUGAAAUUGCAGCAUGUCAUGAGAAGUUAGCUGAAGAAGAGGAUAAAAUUAACCAGUUACGCAGCCUAUGUAAUUGGCAAAAGGCUCAAAAGAAUUAUGAGAAAGUACGUGAAAUAAAUAGCACAGACAUAGCUGCUACUCUUGGUUUUGCAAGAUGUUUAUUAAAAUUAUCCAAAUAUAAACGGGUUAUUGAACUUUUAAAAAGUACACAUUUAGAUCUGAAAUUAGAGUACGAUUACUGGUGCCUUUGCAGCAUUGCUUAUUUUAAGCAAAAUGAUUACAAAAAAGCAAAUGAAUGUAUUUUGGAAGCACUGAGAAUAAUUCCCCAAAACAAAUUGGCCAUGAGGCAGAAAAAGCUCGUUGAAAGGCUAAGGAAAGAAAAUACAUUAAAAAAUCGUAUUGAUCAUUAUCAAAGAGAAAAAAAAGCCAUAAAAUCCGAAGAAGAUUAUCUAAUAAAUUCUCGUAACAAUAGUCAUGUUUAUAGAAUCCUUUCCAUUGAUGGAGGUGGCAUACGUGGAAUACUACCUGCUUUAUGGCUCAGUGAACUAGAAUAUCGUGCCCAUAGACCCAUUUCUCAUCUAUUUAACAUGAUAUCUGGAACAUCCACAGGUGGGAUCAUUGCCGCUGGACUAUCAGCACCAUCCUGGCAUGAAUUGACAGAAUCAUCUGGAUACAAAUAUUCAGAGUUUGAACCAUUAUUCUCAGCUUCAUCUUUGUUAGAUUUUUAUCAGAAUAAUGCAAAAAAUUUAUUCGCCUCAAAUAAUUCACUUAUGGAUUACUUCAAACUAAAUACAACAACAAAAUACAACUAUAGAGGUCGUCUUUCAAUGUUUAAGAAGGAUUUUGGUCAUGCUCACUUAGAUUGUGCACUUACUCAAUUGGUUAUCCCUGCAGCAAGAAAAGAAGGUAACCUUACUCACUCGCAUUUAUUUACACAUUUCGAUGCACUUAAGGAUGAGUCAAGAAAUGAUACUUUUGUUAAUGCUUUAAUGGCAACAACAGCUGCACCAUAUUUUUUUCCACCCCACAACAUAAAUGAUAAGGGUGUUUUUCUAGAUGGCGGAUUACAUCUUAAUAAUCCAGCAAUGGAAGCUUACAAUGAAGCUAUUCGAUACAAUGUUGCUAGGGAAAAGAUUUUCAUGCUUUCAAUGGGUACAGGGAGCUAUAUACCGGAUCCUUUCAAUCCAGAUCUAUACCAUGGUCAACUCUUUUGGGAACAGAAUCUCCAUAAUGCAAUGCCCCCUACACAAGAAGACAACACUAAUCAACAAUUGUAUACUAUUUUGGGAAAUAAAUAUCAGCGAUGGCAAGUUUGGUUUGAAGAACCAUUGAAAUUUGAUGAUAUCAACAAUAUUCCUACCCUUUUAGAAAUAGGCAAUCAGCACAUAGAAGAACUUGAUGCUUCGGAUGAGAAUCCCUUGAACAAACUGGUAGAGUCUUUUGAGGAGUAUGAAUCUAAUGAUUCAAAGAUGACAACUAGAGAAAAAAUCUAA
Molecule: messenger RNA, 4122 nt
Organism: Entrophospora candida
Lineage: Eukaryota; Fungi; Glomeromycota; Glomeromycetes; Entrophosporales; Entrophosporaceae
Source: the annotation of a GenBank genome assembly